ACUGUGCGUUUGCUUCAGUAUGUUGAGCUGUAUGAGGAACAAUGGAAGCCAACGCAACUGGUGGCUAUUCCCUCUAUACACAAUCCUUUAGUAUUUCUGAUGUUAUAGUAAUCGUGGUUUAUUUUGUGCUGAAUGUUUUUGUAGGAAUAUGGUCCUCUUGCAGAGUCAGCAGGAACACUCUAAGUGGCUACUUUCUGGCAGGCAGAGAUAUGGCAUGGUGGCCUAUUGGGGCUUCCCUCUUUGCCAGCAGUGAGGGCUCGGGUCUCUUUAUUGGACUGGCUGGUACCGGGGCAGCAGGAGGAAUCGCUGUGGCUGGAUUUGAGUGGAAUGCCACCUAUGUCCUGCUCGCUUUGGCUUGGGUAUUUGUACCUGUGUAUAUAUCGUCAGGGAUCGUGACCAUGCCUGAGUACUUUCAGCGUCGAUUUGGAGGGCAAAGGAUCCGGAUUUAUUUAUCUGCCUUGUCGCUGCUGCUGUCUGUAUUUACGAAGAUAUCUACAGACCUGUACUCGGGAGCCUUGUUUGUGCAGGUUUGCCUUGGAUGGAAUCUCUAUCUCUCUACAGUGCUGAUGCUGGUUGUGACAGCCCUCUACACCAUAGCAGGUGGCCUGGCUGCAGUAAUAUACACUGAUACCCUGCAGACAGUCGUCAUGAUUAUUGGAGCCGUGGUGCUGACCAUUGCAGCGUUUAAUAAGAUCGGAGGAUACCACAACCUGGAAAGGGCAUAUCGAGAUGCAAUUCCGACAAAGAUUAUUCCCAAUACAACAUGCCACCUCCCCAGAGCUGAUGCAAUGCAUCUCUUCAGAGAUCCAGUGACAGGAGAUCUUCCGUGGACUGGCAUGACUCUUGGAUUAGCCAUUUUGGCAACCUGGUACUGGUGCACAGAUCAGGUCAUUGUGCAGCGGGCACUGUCUGCAAAGAAUCUGAGUCAUGCAAAGGGAGGCUCCAUCCUAGCGAGCUACCUCAAAAUGCUGCCGAUGAUUUUCAUUGUAAUGCCUGGGAUGAUAAGCCGUGCUCUGUAUCCAGAUGCAGUUGCAUGUGUUGACCCGGAAGAAUGUAUAAAAGUGUGUGGAACUGAAGUGGGCUGUUCCAACAUCGCUUUCCCGAAGCUGGUAAUUGAACUAAUGCCCGACGGUCUCCGGGGCUUAAUGAUUGCAGUGAUGAUGGCUGCUCUCAUGUCAUCCCUGACGUCAAUAUUCAACAGCAGCAGCACCCUGUUUACUAUGGACAUUUGGAAAAAAAUCAGGAGCAAUGCAAAUGAACGAGAAUUACUGCUCGUUGGAAGGAUUGUGACGGUGAUAUUGGUUGCUGUGAGCGUGGUAUGGAUCCCGAUCUUGCAGAACGCCAACAGCGGUCAGCUUUACGUUUACAUUCAGUCGGUGACCAGCUACUUAGCCCCUCCUGUGACUGCUGUCUUUAUUCUCGCUGUGUUUUGGAAAAGAACAAAUGAGACUGGCGCCUUCUGGGGACUGAUGGUGGGUCUGGUUGUUGGCUUAACACGAAUGAUCUUGGAGUUUGUGUAUCCUUCACCACGAUGUGGUGUGCCUGACCCAAGGCCCACAAUCCUGAAGCGAGUUCACUAUUUGCAUUUUGCAAUCAUACUGUGCAUCCUGACAGCUCUCAUCAUCAUGACAAUCAGUCUGCUAACCAAACCUCAGAACGAGAAUCAGAUGAAAAACGUUACCUGGUGGACAUUGUCGCAAGAGAGAAUGCAGCCUGAAAUAUCACUGUCGCCCAAGAGACGUUCGUGGGAAAACAGAAAUGAGGGUCCAGAGCAGCCGGUACAACAGAAAUGGUCCUGGACUAACCUGUUCUGCAGUACCAAGCCGAACCGUGAAAACCGAGGCAAUCAACGCGCCCUUCCUGACAUUUACGAGAACCCGUUCUGGGCCCGAGUAUGUUGCAUCAACGCAAUAAUCCUCAUGUGUAUUAAUGUUUUCUUUUACGCCUAUUUUGCCUGAGAAGCCAGGAAAUACCAAAACAAACCUCUAAUUGUAGGUUGUCUCAUCUCUUUUUAUAUCAUUGGUGUACUGUCUAGUGGACAACUGGAGAACAAUUUUUAUCCGUUAGUUUUAUAAUGAUUGUAGCGCGUCACAGACUUGCUGUGUUCCUCUGACCUGAAGGACAUCUCCAGGACUGUCUGUUUGGCUCUCUGAUCUCUUUGUGAGCUUUAUUAUAUGCCGCUUGUUUUGUCUACACAUAUCUUCGAUUCCUUUUGGUUUGCUGAGUCGUUCAUUCCUGCACAUUAUUAAGGCCCUAUACUUCAACAAUAUAUAUCAGAUUACUAUGUC
Callorhinchus milii (elephant shark) is the source of this 2288-nucleotide messenger RNA. It is a transcript of the gene slc5a10, whose product is annotated as solute carrier family 5 member 10. Gene Ontology annotation, biological process: transmembrane transport. Gene Ontology annotation, cellular component: plasma membrane. Lineage: Eukaryota; Metazoa; Chordata; Chondrichthyes; Chimaeriformes; Callorhinchidae. Gene Ontology annotation, molecular function: D-glucose:sodium symporter activity. The record is from RefSeq and is marked provisional.